This is a messenger RNA of Cutaneotrichosporon oleaginosum, 1317 nucleotides long. RefSeq lists its product as uncharacterized. The record is from RefSeq and is a predicted model, not a curated record. NCBI's taxonomy places the organism in Eukaryota, Fungi, Basidiomycota, Tremellomycetes, Trichosporonales, Trichosporonaceae. Gene Ontology annotation, cellular component: cytoplasm. Gene Ontology annotation, molecular function: phosphatase activity.
AUGCUCUGCGCACCCCUCUCCUUCCCCAUACUGUUCUCCCUCUCCUCUUCCUCCUCCCCCUCCUCCCUCCCCUCCCUCCUCUCCAGAAACGGCACCGAUCCGUACCACGGCAAGUCCCUCGCGCCGUCAAACUAUACCGUCGUCACUGGCCUCUUCCGCCAAUCCGAGCCCGACUUCGAUCCCGAAGGCUACGACAUGCUGCGCGACAGCUUUGGGCUGCUCUACAAAGGCGCGGACCGCUGGCUUCGGUUCACAGAACACAUAACCCGCCUCAACAAACACGCAGACGCACACACGACCUACAAGGUCCUGUACGUCGCGCGGCACGGCGAGGGCACACACAACGUCGCUGAGGCGCACUACGGCACGCCGGCGUGGAACUGCUUCUGGUCCUUGCUCCCCGGCGACGGGGAGCUCAUGUGGGGGCCCGACCCGCCCCUCACCCCUUUGGGGCGGGAGCAGGCGCGGCGCGCCCGCGACGGAUGGAAGGCGCAGAUGGCGGACGGCGUGCCCCUCCCCCAAGUGCUGUAUUCGAGCCCGUUGAGCCGCGCCGCAGAGACGCUGCGGAUUACGUGGGCCGAUAUCCUGCUGCACAAGGGCUUCAUGCCCGUCGUGAUGGAGCAGUGGCGCGAGAACAUUGGAUUGCACACGUGCGACCAGAGGCGGAGCAAGCGCGAGAUCGCCGAGGCCUUCCCCGAAUUCACGUUCGAGCCCAGCUUCACGGAGCACGAUCCAUAUUGGGACGCGACGUAUAUCGAGACGGAGCCGCAGCGCGCCGUGCGCAUGCGCAUGGCGCUCAACGAGAUGUUUGCGCGCGACGCGCGCACGUUCAUCAGCAUCACGGCGCACUCGGGGGUCAUCCACGCGUUCUUUAAUGCCAUCGGGUUCCCCUCUUUCCAGGUGCAGACCGGCGGGUUCGUGCCCGUCGUGAUCAAGGCUGUCUCGCACCCCACUGCCACCAUGAGUGCUAUCACACGUGGUCAGAGCGGCAUCGCACCGACAUGUACUGCCGACCCGGCGCCGGCCUCGCUCAUGACGGGCAAAGCGAGCGUGCCCGUGCAGCCCACAUGGUACCCGCCAUGUGGAGAUGGAUGCACGCCCUCGGCCGUGAUUGGGACAUGGCUUUUACCCACCCCCACCUAACGUUGUACAAUAUCCAGCCGCUUCCUCUCUCCACACCGAUGCAUAUGGGCUACAAGCCAGCGGCAAGGAUACAAAGCAGACUGCGCGUUGCGCCGCCCGUAGCCCAGCUGCCGUCGAUAUGUGUGUAUAUGAACAAUGCUGCCAUCCUAGAUCUGUACACUAUCUAAUCUCUAC